Messenger RNA from Solenopsis invicta (red fire ant), 1644 nucleotides. RefSeq lists its product as uncharacterized. Bases 630 to 1520 code for a protein of 296 amino acids. NCBI's taxonomy places the organism in Eukaryota, Metazoa, Arthropoda, Insecta, Hymenoptera, Formicidae. The record is from RefSeq and is a predicted model, not a curated record. The transcript is spliced from 5 exons.
GAUCGAGACAUCCGGCGUCGGAGGAACGCGCGAUCGCGGGCGGUGAGGACUAGUUAGCUCACACACCUGAGCUCGCCUUUUAAAGGCGUCAGACGGAAGCGUGGUGGAAAAGCGCACACGCCAGGAUAAACGCGCCUUUCGCUCGCGGUCGCGGGGCGAACCCGUCGACCAUUCCCAGCGUCGACUCUGGCCGCGAGACGGACGAGAGAGCAGCGGGGCCCGCGAUCGCGUUGCUCCGAGACGUCGGACGUCGUCGAUCGCGUCUCGAGUUUCGCGGACACCGCGCCGGGAUCGUCGCGAGUCGCGAGUGCUCCUUGAGCCAGUGCGGUAACGACUUAGGCUCCAAGGAGGAAGAGGAAGAACGAGAGAGGAGGAGAGAAACGCGGGAUGGACCGAAGGUGGCGAAUAUUCGCGUGACCGAGCGCGAUCGAUAUGUCGCGGCGAUCCAAGCACGCCACGUUCGGCCAGCGCGUCGCCACGAGGAGAGGAAUCACCCGGGGAUAAGGAUCUCGGCACGGGGGAACGUCAUCUCCCGCGGCAGACGGCCAAGAUGAGCUAAACGGGAGUUAUUGAUUACGUACUUAUCUUUGACAUUCCCUGUGCACGAGUCGACUGAUACAGACUCCAAAAUGCAUACCUCGAGAUAUGUCGGAUAUCACAUUAACCCAAAUCGUGAUUAUAUUACGGACGGCGAAGAGAGCCAUAGAGCUCCUUCGGAUCGCACCGUAUCCGAGUAUAUCGUUGCUAACGAGCGUACCACCAUGGUGAAACCUACGAGAAAGAAUCACGCGGACAAAUAUGAUAGAGAAGAAGACAGGAGAUCCAGAAGCGCACAUAAUACUCGUGACUCGGUACUAUCUGGAUCUUCGAAACAAAGUAUGCAUGCGCUUCGCAAAAGUGCUUCGCACGGCAGCAUUUGUGACAAUGGUUCAGAUAUAUAUGUCACCAGCGCUGCAUAUAGAGCCACUUCCGACAUAAGUCGGAUAUCGCGCCACAGCCUCGCACCAAGCUCGAGAUUGGACCACAGAGCGCCUAGUCAUUAUAGCUACGGUUCCGGCAGGUCAGGCACUUCGACAGUGAAAACUCGUACGUCACGAAAAGGCGGGAUAAUUGUGGAAACAAUGUCAACGCCUAAUCCGUUCUGUCCAAAUACCAAGGGCGUCUGUUGCCUCAUGUUACUUCUUAAUCUUGGCUUGAUUCUAGUUACUCUAGGCUUCGUUAUUGUCAUACAAUUCUUCCAGCCGUUAGUUGUUUGGAUUUUGGGAAUAGUAUUUCUUGUGUUCGGAUUUUUGACAUUGAUCGGUAGCCUUGUAUAUUGCGUACAUGUGUUCAAAAAUGCCAAACAUCCACACGACAUCAAUCCAGAGGAUCUAUACUGGACUCAUUAUUGGCAAGGUCGUGUUGGUUCUACAGCACCUGAAGUUUAUUAUAAACCGGAAGACAAGUAUCAAGAUGACUACAGUGACCGAUAUAGCAAAUAUUCGGGAAAGUAUUAUGACAGACAAAAUCAGAGAUAUUGAUUGAAAAAUGAUGUUAACCAUUAAUUAAAAUCAUUCCGCCAACUCUUACAUUAUAAGAGAUUUAAAAACCAAUGACGAACAAAAAACUAAUCUCAGUGCAAUAAAAUAUAGUACUUAUGUGUAA